AAAUUGUUUAAUAACAAUUUCAAAGUUCAUAUUUUUAAUGAAAGAUACGAAGGUUUUCUGGUGAAAAAAAAUUGAGUUCCGAAAAGAGUGUUGCCGAAAUCUAAGAUAUUGAAAUGAAAAAUAUUAAAAAAAUAAAUUGUCUCAAAAUGUGUUUUCUUUAUCCAUAUCUAUGAAAUAAAACCUCUAAAUAAGCGACGUGAUUGCAGAAACCUGAAAGGUUAGUACAGUUUUGCUGUUCGCUUUGUAAAACGAUAAAAUUUUUCCAGAAAGAUUCUGCUCAUAUUUGUGUGUUUUAGUGCACUUCUCUUCCACAAGUACUGCAUUUAAGUAAUUGUAUUUUCUCGCACUGAGUUUGUUUUCGAAAAAAGUGGAAAAGAAGUAAAAAAUCAAUUCACUUUUGUAUAUGGCACAAUAAAAGCGUUUGUGUUUGUGUUUAAAUAAAGAAAUUAAGUGCAACUAGUGCUCGAUUGCAACAUUCAGCAUUUGGCGGCGUCAAGCCGAGUUUGGACAUCAGCAACAGCAAAAACAACUUCUCAAUUUAGAUUCAAUAACUUUUCAAAAUAUAAAAAAGUUCAUAUCAAUCGCCCGUUAGCGCCGCUCACGUACUCUCUCAUCUCUCCAUGGCCAUUCGCUGACAUGUACAGGGCUCGUGACUUGGGCUUACUUGAAAAAUGGACUGAUGUUGCUACCACAACUGCCAACAAUUCCUUCCCACCCCUCGCCUCACCCACCUCACCGAAGGCAACAAAAUUCUGCUGCUGUCCGAAUCGACGCCGUUAUACUGUGAAACAAGCGAAAGCGAGAUCCACUUUGGACGCACGGAAUAUUUUCUCGGAUAAUGAUUUUACGUACAUUGACGAUGUGCGGGAACAGCUGGAAAACAAAAAUUACGGUAACAGCAAUAAUACCCAUAGCAGUAGCAGUAGCAAAAGUAGUGUUCGCAGUAGAGGCGUUCGAAACGAUAACAGAAGCAACGAGUGCGCUGAUAGCGUAGCGUUAGUCAGCUUUAAAAUAAAAAACGGUAGGCAACCGGGCAACCAAUUGCAACAAAAGCAACAACACGUCAGCAACUACGUGGACGACUACGACGAUAUAUGUGAUGUUGUCGACAAUGCCGGAAAUUGUAGAAUGCUUUUAUUGAAUGGAACGCACCAACAACAACAAAAACAACACCAUCAAGAGAAACAACACCAGUUGAAACAGAGUUUAGAGUUGACCACAAGUAAAUGCCACAACACAGACCAACGGCUGCAGCAACACCAACAAUGGCGGCAUGAUAACAGCUGUCAUAAUAACAGCAACAACAGCAGUGGCAACAAUUGUAGCAGCAACAGCAAAGCAGCGGCUUGUGACAGUUACAUCUGCGAUAGCGAAAUCUGCACAAAGGCCAUUAGUAACGGUCAGAGCGGUGACUGCAACACGCUGAUUAAAGACGAUUGUCAGCCAGAUGUGGCAACAAUAGCAACAAAAAGUUCAGCAAUAGCAGUAGAUAUCUUAGCAACAAGCAAUAUUGCUUGCAGCAGUUGUGCAGAAGGUGUGAGUAAAAGUGAUAAAGCUGUUGUUUGUGAGAAGCAGCGACAGCAAAAGCAACUGCAACAGUUGGCGUGCAAAUACAACAGCAACAAUCAAAACAGCGAUCAACAAACAAUCCAAAGACUUAGCGAUAGUUUAUAUAACCAUAGCAAUAAUAAUUGUAAGAUACAUCAACAACAACAACACCAGCAACAAAAACACUACGAUACACAGCAACAGCAACAACAAUACCUACAAAGUGCUUGCACUAAAAGCAGCAAGAGUAAAGUUAGCAGUGAGCCACGAACGACCCUUAAUUGCCAACUUGACUCAUCAUCUAGAACAACAACAGCAGCAAACACGACAUCAACAUCAACGAAGGCCGCGCCCGAUUCGAGCCAACUUACGAUUACACAGCAGAAAGAAAAUCAAUAUAACAACAACAGCAGUGCGAACGCCAACGAUAGCGAGAGCGACAACAAUAACAAAGGAAUUGAUUUGCUGAAUAAAAUGACAAUAACCACAACGAAUGCGGCGAGUCGUAAACAUUCGCGUCUCGAGUGUGGGUUGACACUUACAGACACACCAGCACCAACAACAGCUCCAACCGGAGAAUCGGGAAUUAACGCGACCACAACGGCAACGGCAACAGCAACGGAAAUUGCGCCCAACGGUGCGAACAGAACAACGACAAGCAUGGCUGGCAGUACAACAGCGACGGCAUCAGCUAACGCGUCCGCAGCCGCAUCAAAUCAAAGUGUAACAACAGUGACAGCGACAGCAUCAACAACAACAAACGCAAGCACACCAUUUCCACGACCAGACGCAGGCGCAGCAGUGCAAUUAAGAAAUACUGCCGCAUCACCUACACCAGCCACGUCGCGCCCAUCAACGCCCUCCCUAACAACUGUGAUCAAAACCACUCUGGUAAAGCGUACUCCCUCGACAGAAUCCUCCGCGUCAUCGAAAACACCUUCGCCCGUGACUACACCAACAGCGAUCACGAAAACUAUUGUGACUGCGACAGUGACGGCGCGCGCCUACAGUGCGUCGAGAGCGGAAGGCGGUGGUUGCGAUGCAGAAUGUGAUGAGCAGGAAGCUCAAAUGACGGCGAUGCCAUCACGAACAUCCGUCAAACAACGUAUAGCAGCAUUUGCUUCUGGAAAUGAGCAACAAAUGCGAAAUCAUGACAACUCCAUUAAGUCACUGAAUAAAAAAAGUAACAAAAACAUGACAACAGCAGCAACAAUAACGAGCAAUGAAUCAAAAGCGAAUGCAAUUAAUAGCGAACAUAAAAGAGUGGCGGCAGCAACUGUUGCUCUUAUCAGCAGCAAUAAAUGUACGAACGAUGGAAGAACGGAAGCUGCCACAACGACAGCCAAAGUGACAGCGACAACAGCGGCUGUGGUUGCUGUUCCAUCACCAUCAGUGUCGACGGCUGACACAGAAAGUGCAGCAACAACAACACCUGCCCGAAGAACCGCCAGCGCAAGUCCGGCCCGUAGCACCGGUUAUGCAACUAUGCCUCGUCGUAGCAGCAGCAAUAGCUUUGGUAUCAGUGCGAAAUGCGGAAGUGGCAGCGGUAGCGGCUUAGGCGGCAGCAAUGGCAACACAACAACAACCUUGACAGCUGAUAACACCACGGCGACGAACGAUGCGGUGGCAGACAACUGCCGCAAAUUGGCCGCCACUCUGGAUAAUCUCGACUUGGCUGUGGUACGCGACCUGACCGAUGACGAUGGUGAGGACUCAUAUGCGGCAUUUCAGGAGUAUUUGGAGCGUGUGGAGCACGAAAUCAACGAAGUAUUCGAGGAGCGUCGCGCACGACAACGCGCACAACAACAACUAGGACAACAACAGCAAAAGAGAAACACUGUUAAUAAGCCGCUCAACUGCUGCUCUAACGAUGCUCCAGUUACAAACAUCAACAGCGGUAAUAGAUUAUCCCACUGCGACACGGUUGACGCACCAACAGCUGGACCAGCAUCAGUUCCCAACAACAUGUCGGAAAUUGCUUGUCAACAACAAGCAACAAGUGUGAGUGCGAAUAAUGUCAACAAACUGCCGCGCUUCUGUCGCACCACCACAGAGCUCAAAGCUUUGCCGCCACCACCGCUCAGUCCCAUCAGCGGCAUAGCGCAGUUGAAAGCCAAUAGCAAUCAAGCAGUUGAUGAUUGUGCCGUAGCAGCGCAGACCCAAGAAGAUGUGAAUAUUUGGGCAAAUAAAUUUUUACGUGAUUUGGAUAAUUUAAUGUCAUCGAAUCGUCCACUUUCGCUAAGUGCUUGCUCAUCACCAACGUCCAAGAACUCACCACAACUACUCUCCGCCGCCGCUACGGCAGCCAUACAAAGUCGAUAUGGUCGUUGUGCCGCUGAGCGGGUAGAUCAAUGCUCGGCAAAUGGUGAUUUGGUGGUGCUGAAGCCUGAGAAACAUGCAACCAUUCCGCUGCAAUCGUUUAACCUUGAUUGUGGACGCCUCGAUAAUAGCAUAAAUGCUGACAACGACAAUAGCAACAAUAGCAAUAAAAAUUCUGCUGGCAACAGCAGCAAUUGUAUGCCGACCAAGGCGAGUGUUGCCUAUAUGCGCACUUUAUCGGCACCAACACCAUACUACCAGCAACAACAACAGCCGCAACAACAACAACAACAACAGCAACUGUUGCAUGAACUUGUCAGCGACAAAACGCAUUCGGCCUACAAUGGCGACAAAGGCCGAGGCAACCGCAAGAGUUUAGCAACAUUUAAUGCAGCAAGCGGCGAGCAGCAUCAUCAACAUUAUCAUAAUCUGACAAAUUUACAAUGCGACAACGAUGAGCAGCCGACAAGUGCACCAACAGCAACAACGACAACAACAAGAACAACAACAGCUACAGCGACGACAAUAUUGAAAAUCGAGGAGACAGCACCAGUAGCAAUGCGGCAUGCAGCUGUGACGUCGACAACAGCAAGUGGUCAUCGUCCACGUGCAGCAGCAGUAACAGUAGCAGCAGCAAUGACAACAUUAAACGGCGUAGCCGCCGCCCAACAAGAAACCGAUGAGGAAUCACUUAAAAAUAGGCGACAGCGUCAAUUGGAAAACGACAUGGAAACAAUGCGCCACAACGCGGCAGCAACAAACUGGACACAUAGAGAAAGCCACAACCAAAGUCAGAGUCAGAGUCAGAGUCCGGGCCGAAGUCAACUCUACAUGCAACAGCAACAGCUGGUCGACGGUGAUAAAGGCCUUAGCUCCGGCGGUAGUCAUAUAAAUGGUAGCAGUGGUUUGGCGGCUAUGUUGGCAAUACCAAAACGGGAGCGCAUUAAUCAUGCGACAAUGACAACACCACCAACAUCAGCCGCAACUACGAUGACAACAAAACUAGGCAACACCGUGCUAUUGCCUUCUACAUUGCUGACCUCAUCAUCAGCGUCAGUGGCAUCAAAGAGUAAUGGCGGUAGUAGCGCAACGGCAUCUUUGUUGUUGAACGGCAGUGACGUGACCAAAAAAGGAUCCACCUCAACAAUCUGGACAUCUGAGGAGUCAAUAUUGCGGAGUGUUGGCGCCGUCGAUGAAGACAAUAAUUCCACUUCAUCCUCGGCAUGCGAAGAGGCCUCUGGCGUUCUGAGCUCCGGCAAGUCGGGCAUUUCACUCGACUCCUCUGGCCUCGAUAAUGACAACAAUGAAAGUGGCAUUGGCACGGCAACGCCACCGAAGGAUAUCUCUUACUGGAAGUCACAACAGAAUGACAACGAAUCGAUUAGCAGUUUAGAUGCGUUGCGUAAAAUGAAAUUCCAGAAAAGUAGUUCAGUAGCCUCCUCCGACGAUCCAGACCUUUUGGAAGUACUCAGUUUGUGCGAUGAGCCGCAUGGCGUCGAUGAAGACAUUGCCUUGAAUGGCGGCGAUGAGUCACAUGAUGACAACAAUGACGAUCAACCACAACAACACCAUCAACGGCAACCACAUCAACGACCACCAACAGGCGGCAUAGCAGCUGACAAGCUAAAAAUCAGCAAGCUUCUGCAUUUACAACAACAGCAACUGUUACGCGCCGCACGUCAACGUCAUCGUCAGCCUGCAGAGCAUGCACAUCAACGCACGCGACAAGAUGACAACGAUAAUGUGGACUGCAAUGAUGUGCUCGAGUUGACGGCCACCGAAGCCGCCGAUGAUGGCGUCGUAGAUGUCGCGGACUUAGCCGACGAAUAUGAUGAGGGCCAUGAUGAGUUCGAGGUGGGUCCAUAUUGCGAUUGCGAAUGCAAUGAUGGCGACGCAAGUAGUGCCAGCGGCAGCGCUGGUGGCGGCAGCCGUAGUGGUUCUACAUCGGCAAACGACACACUAAGUAGUAAUAGUGUAGUGCUACGGCGCAAGCUUAGCGCUGCUACCACACCAAUUAUGAUGCCCUAUGCCGGCGGUGCGGCAAGCGGUGGUGGUCGUGCACAGAAAUGUCGCAGCCACUCGUUGGACACAUCCUCAAUGCCAGCCGUCUACUAUCAAUACUCACCACUGCAACAUCAACAUACACAGCAACAUCAUCCGCUGACGCGUAAAUUACAUCAACAUCUGCAUGGACGUGGGCAUGGACGAGAACGUGGUCAGCUCUCGCUGGCAUUACGUCAAGAACCGUUCCAGUGCUUGCUCUCGCCGUCGAACUUUGCAGACUUGCCCUCGCCGAGCAGCGCAUCACUGCACAGUGGACACGAAAGUCUGGGCAUACAAGAGCUAACCACCAAAUCGAACUCGGCACCAUUGCUGUUGAAGCAGGAGAAGACUCGACGUGAUGAUUUUGCCGGUCAAAAGUUGACGCUGCGCUAUUCACGGUCGCAAAGUGAUCGCUACUUAGCAGAGAUUGAGGCCGUUGAAGCGUGUAAAUGGCUGCGCGCUGCCGGCUUUCCACAAUAUGCGCAAAUGUAUGAAGAUCACCAGUUUCCCCUCGAUCUGACAAAUGUGGCCAAGGAUCACACCAAUCUAGAGAAUGAUCAAUUGCAGUCCCUCUACCGUCGUUUGUGCAUUUUAAAUCGCUGUGCCAAUAUGCGGCUCGAUCAAUCACAUAAGGCUCAAACGCCGCAGGUUUGUCAACUUCCCCUCUCUAAAUUAUCCCUUACAGUACAACAAAUCAUCAACUCACUCACCUACGAUUCAUCUCAGCAGAAGGAGGACUCCGAUGAUGAGAAUUGUGCACUAAGUGAGAAUUGGACAUUCCAACCUCAUAUACGUCGUUGGUCGCGCAUCGGGGAAAUGGGUCUUGAGCUGCCACCAGCUGGUAAGUUGAAUAUUGAGAAGACGGAAAGCUCGUCGAAGGAAUCCAGUCCGGAUCGUUUUGAAGAUGAUAAUUACGACGUAAGUGGUGAAGGCGGUGGGGGUGGACUCUCGCUCACACUACCCGGUAACUCCACAGACUCCACCCUAAACGAUACGGCCGACUCGUCUGCAGUACGUUUACGUCGCACAGGCAGUGAGCGCUUCAAGGAUGGUGCCAAAGCAUUCCUGCGCCGCGUUGAGUCGAUCAAGUCACGUCGACGAAAGCGACAAAACCGUGAAGGUAUUGUUAUAAGUGGGCCACAGGCCUUGGAUUUGUCACAACUUGGUCAACGUGGUAGUUUGCGGAAGCCCGAUGCCGUUUACUCCACACCACCUUCACCGUCAGCAGUCAGCCCGAUGCAUACAUUCCCGAAGGGUCCGAUGUUCGGCAAUGAACUAAAAGUACCAUCACAAAGUGAAACCUUCCUUAGUCCAAAUCGUGCUAGUCCCAAACGUACACCAACCACCCCGCGUUCGAUGCGUGCCAGUCCAUUGCAUUUCUUCUCCAAUCCGAUGCCACAUUUGAAGGAGGGCAAGUCAGAUGACUCCUCUUCAUAUUACAGUGACAGCCAAGAGUCAUCAGCGGGUGGCAAAUUGACACUGCGCAAGCCAUCAAAGACGCGCAGAUUCUUGCAACGCACGGGCAAAGUUGAUGAUAUAGGCGCGCACUCCGACUCGGAGUGUCAUCAUGGCAGAAAAUUGUUGAUCAAGGACGCAAACUCGAAUACAACUGAGAUCAAAGUCAAAAAGCUGACGCGCGGCGGCUCACUCAAUCUUGGGAAAGAUCCCAAAAAAAGGGAAGGUUUCCGGUCAGCGAGUUUCCGUUCGCGGUCCACUUCGCGCAAGGAAACCAAAACUGAAGAAACAGAAAAUGUCAAACGCAGUGCGCCCGUCGUGCGAUGGCAUAGCUUUCAAAUGGAAGAACGCCCACAUAUGAUCUUCCGCAAGUGUUUCUCUCAAAAGGUGGACUCGCAUCAAAAAGAUAAUGGCAUUCCAUUCGCCGCUAUGUCGGCAGGUCAGCUACACAUUCUGCGCAAGCUCGCAUUGGUCAUACUCACAGGCUAUAUGGAGCGCUAUUGCCCAACACAUCGUUCCGGCUGGAAUUGGGAGCUACCCAAAUUCAUUAAGAAAAUCAAAAUGCCCGACUACAAAGACAAGAAAGUAUUCGGUGUGCCCCUGCUUUUGGUACUACAGCGCACCGGGCAGACAAUGCCUAUUGUGAUUCGUGCCGCCUUCCGUUGGCUACAAGUGCGAGCACUUGAUCAGAUCGGUCUCUUCCGUAAGAGUGGCGUCAAGUCGCGUAUAAUUAAACUGAAGUCGGAGGUGGAGCAACUAGAUUCAACAGCGCUCUGCAUGGAAGUAUACGAUACGCAGCAAGCCUACGAUGUUGCCGAUAUGUUGAAACAGUAUUUCCGCGAUCUGCCCGAGUCACUAUUGACGACAAAGAUGUCCGAGACGUUUGCGGCGAUCUUUCAGCACCUUCCAAAGGAUGUACGUUUGGAAGCGGUACAAAGCGCUGUCCUCUUGCUACCCGAUGAAAAUCGUGAAAUCCUCUACGCACUACUUGAGUUCUUGACGCUAGUCGCAGCCAAUGCGGAGCAAAAUCAAAUGACUGCCAACAAUUUGGCCGUCUGUCUGGCGCCGUCUCUAUUUCACAGCAGCAUUUCCACUGGUGCCGCCUCGGUUUCAGCUUCGCCACGUCGACGCAAAGGCGCUGGUGUGCCCGACGAUAAAGAGCUUCAAGAGGCGAAAGCAUCACACGAGUGCCUCUCGUUCAUGAUUGAGAACUACAAGCAAAUAUUUACGGCGAGCAAGGAGAAGAUUAGCAAAUGCAAUUUCGGUUAUAUGGAAGAGUCAAAACCAGUACCUUUGGAGGCACUUGGCAUGCAAUUCCAUAACUGGCGUGGUUAUCUGUAUGAAUGUACCAAAGCGACCAUCAAAGAAGGCAGAGAGAAAACACGUGGCUGGUUCACAAUAUCUUCACAAAACGAUAGUAACGUAGAUAUUGCUUACAAGAAGGUCGGCGAUGGUCAUCCAUUACGGUUAUGGCGCUGCACCACCGAAGUCGAAGGCCCACCGAAGGAGGUCCUAGACUAUAUCAUCAAACAGCGCGCCUCGUGGGACUCGAACUUACUGGAAAGCCAAACUGUUAAGAAACUGGAUGAGAGUACUGAAAUAUUCCAAUACGCCAUAGACGGGCAAUUCACAACAGAUUUUUGUGUAUUGCGCUCUUGGCAAACUACAAACCUGCCGCGAGGUGCCUGUGUCAUUGUAGAGACCUCAAUAGAUGAUUCCAAGGCUAAGCCGAUGUUUGGCGCUAUUCGAGGCGUCGUGUUAGCUUCGCGCUAUUUGAUCGAACCAUGCGGUAGUGGUCGUUCACGCGUGAUGCAUUUAACGCGGGUGGAUGUGAAGGGUCGCACUCCCGAAUGGUAUAACAAGAGUUAUGGUCAGAUUUGUUCGCUAUAUUUAUCCAAAAUACGCUUGGCAUUCAAACAUGUUGCUGAAGGACCUGAAAGUAAGGUCUAAUUAAAUUUUACAUAUCGAAUAAACAAUAUAUGAGAAUUGAAAAACAAUAAACAAAAAAACCGAAAUCCGAACAUAACCGAAAAACCACUAGACAUCACAAAGCAACUGAUUUUAAAAAUACACUUUUACCGUUUUGAAUGUCGCAAAUCUCCAAAUGGCAUUUACGUGUGCACUUUUUACAAUUUUUAAGUGUAGCGAAACACAAAACAGAAACAACAACACAAAAGUAUAAUUAAAAAAUAUAUAUAAUAUUUUGGUAAAAAUAUUCAAAAUAUUCAUGCACAAAAAUGUAUGAAGUUCAAAAAGGAAAUCUGGAAAAAUGGCUAGAUAUAAAAUAACAUGGAAAUAAACUUUUAUAGAAAUGAAAUAUGAAAGAAGUGCUUGAUUAGAUAAGGAAUACCAAAUACAUUUGCAUUUGUAUACACACAGGCUUCGAGUAAUAAGAAGACAAUUCAGCACACUUCAAAUGAAGUGGUCGGAAAGCGCUCAAAACGGUUGGGAGAGUUUUUCUAUGUAUUAAAAAGAGAAAAAGAAAAACAAUUGAAAAUCUUUGAUUAAUUAUCCUUAGCGUAUAAAAAGAUCAAAAACAUAUAUUAUUUGUAUAUACCAAGAUUUAAUAUUAAGGAAGAUGUUUAUAUUUUUCCAAAUUGACAGUAUGCAAUAUUUUUUCGUAGUCUUUAAAUAAAAGGAUGAAUUAAAGUAAAAUAAUUGUAAAUAGUUAAUAAAAGUAUUUAAAAGCCAUAGAUAUUAAUUCAACUCGUAUAUAGUGUGUAUUUAAAAAAUGAAAAAAAAUGUAAAAUAUUAUAAGCGGACUAUAUGGAAAUGUAUGUAUGUUAGCUGCCUAACAAAUGAUAAUACUCAAAACUGAAGCAUCACAAAAAUUAAUUUUUUACCGAAAAUAUUUCAUUAAUUUUCUUAAAUGGAAUCUAACUAACUAAGUACUAAUGCUUAGAGUUACAAAUAUUCAAAUAUAAAUUGUACAUUUAUUCUACUAAAAGUAAAUGUAACAACACAUUUGAAAAAGAUAAUAAUCAAGUGAAAGUUAAAUUAAGCAAGCGAAUGUGAGAAGAAGUUAAAUCAGUAACAAAAAUUGAUUUAAAGCGAAGCGAAAUCAAACAAAAUUUGCUUGUGUUGUAUAGAAGUGAAAUGAGGGAGUAAAAAAUAAAAUAGAAGCAAGAAAAAUUCAAUAUAAACUAAAGAUAACAAUAAUGUGUAAUGUGGAAAUGGAUCCAACUAGUCAAAUUGUUUAAAUUUAAGCCUUAACCCGUGAACUGUGUAUGAAACCAGAUUGUCAACAGAUUGAGCGAAAGAGUUGCAUAAAGAGGAAGUGCGGUGAGAAAGUGACAAAAUUAAUUUAAUUGCAAUUAUAUAUUCAGCAAAUAUUUGUAAAUUACUAAUCCUAAUAUUUAAUUGCCCAAAAUAUCAACUCGAUGUUUGUAUGUAUUAUGUACAAUGUGAGUAAGCAUAUAUAUAUUUACAUAGAUAUGACGGUUGAAGGAAGCAAAUGGAGCACAAUUUAGCAUUUAUAUGUACAAUAAUGUAUAAGUAGACUACAUGUAAUGGAUGAUGUGUAGGUCUGGAGAAAUAUGAAACAUGUACAUGUCAUUAAACUGUGUUUACUCAAAUGUCGUGUCUUUGUUGCUCUUUAAGAAAUAAAUUAUAAAAAUGAAAGAUAUAUACAACAACAAAAAAUUUUGUUUUC
Ceratitis capitata (Mediterranean fruit fly) is the source of this 11017-nucleotide messenger RNA. RefSeq lists its product as uncharacterized. Gene Ontology annotation, biological process: regulation of Rho protein signal transduction; actin cytoskeleton organization; signal transduction. The transcript has 18 exons. The coding region runs from base 637 to 9315 and encodes 2892 amino acids. Gene Ontology annotation, molecular function: lipid binding; GTPase activator activity. Lineage: Eukaryota; Metazoa; Arthropoda; Insecta; Diptera; Tephritidae. The record is from RefSeq and is a predicted model, not a curated record.